UUCUACUUUGGUGGCAAAAUUGCUGUUUAGCAAUGAUUAGACAUUAGAAUGUCAUUAUAUACUCUCUUUUUUAUACCUUCAAAGCACCUAUUUUCUCAGAGGUGAUGAAGUAACUGAUAACACAUAAUUCAUGAAAAGUUGGCUUAUUUCUCAUCUGGUUGAUUGAAGAAGUUUGAUUAACUACUUGAGGUGAAAUAUGAGUGCAGCAGUAUUAGUUGCAAUUGCUGCAACAGUUGGAGAUUUGCUGUAUGGAUGGGAUAAUGCUACUAUUGCUGGGGCUGUAUUAUAUAUUAAGAAAGAGUUCAACUUGGAGAGUUCUCCAACCUUGGAAGGGUUAAUUGUGGCCACAUCAAUAAUUGGAGCCACUCUUAUUACAACAUGUUCUGGACCGAUUGCAGAUCGUCUUGGUCGUCGCCCUAUGAUGAUAAUUUCCUCAGUUUGUUUCUUUGUUAGUGCCUUAAUAAUGUUGUGGUCUCCCAAUGUUUAUGUUUUACUCUUCGGUCGGCUAUUAGAUGGAUUUGGAAGUGGUUUGGCAGUCACUCUUGGUCCUCUUUAUAUAUCAGAGACCGCUCCAACUGAUAUAAGAGGCUCACUGAACACACUUCCUCAGUUUACUGGUUCUGGUGGAAUGUUCCUCGCAUACUGCAUGGUUUUCGGGAUGUCAUUGAUGGAAACACCUAGCUGGAGAUUAAUGCUUGGGAUUCUUUUUGUUCCAUCUACUGUUUAUUUUCUAUUAACUGUAUUCUUCUUACCUGAGUCUCCUCGCUGGCUUGUUAGCAAAGGACGGAUGAAUGAGGCUAAAAAGGUUCUUCAAUGGUUGCGAGGCAGGGAAGAUGUCUUUGCUGAGAUGGCUCUCCUUGUUGAGGGUCUUAGAGUUGGAGGUGAUACAUCAAUAGAGGAAUACUUGAUUGAGCCAGAUGCUGGACUCGCUGAGGAUCAAGAUCCGAUGACUGUCAAAGAUCAGGUUAGGCUGUAUGGGUCCGAAGCAGGCUGCUCCUGGGUUGCCAGACCAGUCACUGGUCAGAGUAUGCUGGGUAUUGCAUCUCGGCAGGGAAGCAUGCAGAGUCCUAGUGUUCCUUUAAUGGAUCCCCUUGUAACUCUUUUUGGUAGUGUACAUGAAAAGCUUCCAGAACAAGGAAGUAUGCUUAGUGUCAUAUUCCCAACUUUUGGUAGUAUGUUUAGUAUGGGAGGGAAAGAGCCCAAAAAUGAAGAGUGGGAUGAUGAAAAUACUAUUGGGGAUGAUGAUGAUUAUGGUCAUGACGAUGAAGAUUAUGCAGGUGAUGCUGAUGAAGAUGACAAUUUACGUAGUUCACUUAUAUCUCGUCAGGAUACAGGUCCAGACAAAGCCAUGGUUGCUCCUACUUCAGGUAGCAUGUUCAGCAUGAAGCAUAGUAGUUGGUUACAAGGAAGCGAAGCUAGUGGUAUUGGUGGUGGUUGGCAGUUAGCUUGGAAAUGGAGCGAGAGAGAAGGCUUGGAUGGUACGAAGGAAGGAGGAUUCAAAAGACUUUAUCUACAUCAGGAAGGUGAUGCUGGAUCUAAACGAGGCUCUGUUAUUUCUCUUGCUGGUGGUGAGGUUAUUGGCGACAAUGAGUAUGUGAAGGCUGCUGCACUAGUAAGUCAACCUGCCCUUUAUUCGAGGGAUUUCAUGGAUCGGGAUAGUAUUGGUCCAGCUAUGGUUCACCCUUCCGAGGCUUCUGCAAAAAGGCCUAGUUGGAGGGAUUUUUUAGAGCCUGGUGUCAGGCGUGCAUUAGUUGUUGGUGUCGGACUUCAACUUCUUCAACAGUUUGCUGGGAUAAAUGGCGUUCUGUAUUAUACUCCUCAAAUACUAGAGCAAGCUGGGGUGGGUGAUCUUCUUUCGCAUAUGGGUAUAGGCGCUUCCUCUGCAUUGUUACUCAUCAGUGCACUCACAACUCUUUUGAUGCUUCCUGCUAUAGCUGUUGCAAUGAGGCUUAUGGAUCUUUCUGGGAGAAGGACUUUGCUACUAACCACAAUUCCGGUGUUGUUCUUAUCGCUCGUUGUCUUAAUACUCGCAAAUGUCAUAAAGAUGAACACCACUGUGUAUGCAGUGGUCUCCACAGUCGCGGUAGUUCUCUACUUCUGCUUCUUUGUGAUGGGGUUUGGGCCUAUCCCAAAUAUCCUAUGUGCAGAAAUUUUCCCAACCAAGAUUCGUGGAGUCUGUAUUGCUAUUUGUGCACUUACUUUCUGGAUCUGUGAUAUCAUAGUCACCUACACACUCCCUAUGAUGCUUAAAGCUGUUGGACUUGCUGGUCUCUUUGGCUUCUAUGCUGUUGUGAUUUUAAUUGCAUGGAUAUUUAUAUUUUUGAAGGUUCCUGAAACCAAGGGCAUGCCCCUUGAGGUAAUCACUGAGUUCUUUGCUCUCGGUGCAAGACAAGCAAGCCACUGAUGACAAGAACUGAGUUUAAGUUUUUAAUAGGUAAUUAUUGAUCGAUCAUUUUAUAUAGUUCCUGAUCCGUAAGAAUCAAAUUAUAUGAUCCAUCGUGAUGAAUUUUCUUGAUGAGACCCGUUGAGGCCUCAUUAUUUCGAGAUCAAAUUUCUGCAGCCAGUUCGCGCUAUGAGAGUUUGAUCGUGUUAUUUCUUCGUGAUCCUUGUUCAAAUUUCUGCAGCUAGUUUGUGGUAUAAGAGUUUGAUCAUGGUCAUUUAGUUUGGUGUACUAGUGUCUUUGGACGACCAGAAGUUGCAAACUGUUUUGGUGAUAUUUUGCUUGCUUGCUUGCUCAAGUACAUUAUUGUGCGUGGUGUUCGAGCAUCAAGCCACUUCUACCAUUGGUUUGAGAUAUCGACAGCAAGUUUUCGAGUUCAUAAGUUGAGUUACUACUCCAAGACUUUUCUUUCAUCUGAAAUAAGUUCAAAUUGCAAAUGAUUGUUCCACCAUUUCCAGUUUGAGGUCUUGAGGGGGUAUUGAAGUUUAUGGUUUAGAUGUAUUGGAGUUCAUAAGUUGAGUUAGUUUGUUCACAAGUUAGUUAGUAGCUUCAUUAGUUAAGUUAAUUGAUUGUCUUGUAAUAUAAAUAUAUAGUUUACCAUUGUAUUAUUUUCACUACAACGUCAUUGAUAAAAAGAUGUAGACAUUAGUACAUUACA
Molecule: messenger RNA, 3098 nt
Organism: Beta vulgaris subsp. vulgaris (sugar beet)
Lineage: Eukaryota; Viridiplantae; Streptophyta; Magnoliopsida; Caryophyllales; Amaranthaceae
Product: monosaccharide-sensing protein 2
Exons: 6
Coding region: 197-2404 (735 amino acids)
Biological process (GO): transmembrane transport
Cellular component (GO): membrane
Molecular function (GO): myo-inositol:proton symporter activity
Source: RefSeq, a predicted model, not a curated record